CGGCGGCGGCGGGGGAAGAUGCUGCAGUCCCUGGCCGGCAGCUCGUGCGUGCGCCUGGUGGAGCGGCACCGCUCGGCCUGGUGCUUCGGCUUCCUGGUGCUCGGCUACCUGCUCUACCUGGUGUUCGGCGCCGUGGUCUUCUCCUCGGUGGAACUGCCCUACGAGGACCUGCUGCGCCAGGAGCUGCGCAAGCUGAAGCGGCGCUUCCUGGAGGAGCACGAGUGCCUGUCCGAGCCGCAGCUCGAGCAGUUCCUGGGCCGGGUGCUGGAGGCCAGCAACUACGGCGUGUCAGUGCUCAGCAACGCCUCCGGCAACUGGAACUGGGACUUCACCUCCGCGCUCUUCUUCGCCAGCACUGUGCUCUCCACCACAGGCUAUGGCCACACUGUGCCCUUGUCCGACGGCGGUAAGGCCUUCUGCAUCAUCUACUCAGUCAUCGGCAUCCCCUUCACCCUCCUGUUCCUGACAGCUGUGGUCCAGCGUGUCACCAUCCACGUCACCCGCAGGCCUGUCCUCUACUUCCACCUUCGCUGGGGCUUCUCCAAGCAGGUGGUCGCCAUUGUCCACGCUGUCCUCCUCGGGUUUGUCACUGUGUCCUGCUUCUUCUUCAUCCCGGCGGCCGUGUUCUCUGUCCUGGAGGAAGACUGGAACUUCCUGGAAUCAUUUUAUUUUUGCUUCAUUUCCCUGAGCACCAUCGGUCUGGGGGAUUAUGUUCCUGGAGAAGGCUACAAUCAGAAAUUCAGAGAGCUCUAUAAGAUCGGGAUCACAUGUUACCUGCUACUUGGCCUUAUUGCCAUGUUGGUAGUUCUGGAGACCUUCUGUGAACUCCAUGAGCUGAAGAAAUUCAGAAAAAUGUUCUAUGUGAAGAAGGAUAAGGAUGAGGACCAGGUGCACAUCAUGGAGCACGACCAGCUGUCCUUCUCCUCCAUCACGGACCAGGCGGCCGGCAUGAAGGAGGAGCAGAAGCAGAACGAGCCUUUCGUGGACGCUCAGUCCCCGGACUGUUCCGAUGGCUCCGCGAACCAUUAAGAUUAGGGCUUCGCUGCAUCGCCCUAGAGCCCUGGGGCAGGGAGCAACAGGCUUCAUUUUGUUCAUUUUUAUGAGAAUGUAAAAGCCAGAGUGGUGUUUUUAACAAAUAUCUAUUGUUUGCAUAUUAAAAACAGGAAGCUUUUACUCUGGAGGACUGUCGGAUAUCUGAAGAAAUGCAAUAGGUUCCUAUAAUUGAUAUUCGACGAAGUUAUCUAGACUUAUAGGUGAAAAAAAUAUUUGAAUGCUGCUGUGGAUAGAAGCAGAUUUUAUACUUUUAAUUGGGUACUUUGGGGUUUACUUAAAUCACUUAGCUGUGGCUCAAUAGCAACAUUUAUAUUUACAAGCAAAAAAGCAUAAAGAUGUGUUUUAUAAAUAAGUUUGUGUGUACUGGCUUGCAUGUGCCUAUCCAAAAUCCUUAUUUUUGUAGAGUCUAAGUUAAAACUACUAUUUAUAAUGAAUAGGUAACACUAACAGUGUACAUAUAUAAAGUAUAAAUAUGUUUAUAUCCUGUAUAUAAGGCUUAGUUCACCAAUUCCCAGCGUACUCUUAACCCAAGGUUGUAGAUAUCUUUUCUUUUGAUUUCUCUUUAUACUAAAUAACCAAGAGUUGCUACAAUAAAGGGGAAUAAUGCAGUUGAGUGAAUUACUCUAGUAUUCUUCUACAAUAAUGUUUCUAUCCUCUUACAAGAGUAUCACAUCAGGCAUCUAAAGUAUUUGUAAGUAUUUUUCUGGAGUUGAACAAAUAAUGAACAUAUGAGCUAUAAAAAAAAAGGUUAAGACAUUUUAUUUUGAAAUGUAUUGUGAUACACCGAUAUAAGUAAUAAACCACAGAUCAUGAAUAUAGAGGCAAAAAUGAACAGAUUCUGUCAAACUGAUCAGAGACUUUUUGAAUUUAUAAGGUGAUAUAAAUAAAAAAAUCAU
This is a messenger RNA of Condylura cristata (star-nosed mole), 1949 nucleotides long. It is a transcript of the gene KCNK1, whose product is annotated as potassium channel, two pore domain subfamily K, member 1. Gene Ontology annotation, molecular function: potassium ion leak channel activity. Gene Ontology annotation, cellular component: membrane. The coding region runs from base 19 to 1029 and encodes 336 amino acids. The record is from RefSeq and is a predicted model, not a curated record. The transcript has 3 exons. Lineage: Eukaryota; Metazoa; Chordata; Mammalia; Eulipotyphla; Talpidae. Gene Ontology annotation, biological process: stabilization of membrane potential; potassium ion transmembrane transport.